UAAACAUUGCUGCGCAAACUGUGUUUCUGGUUUUGUUUUGGUUUAUAUAUAAAGAACAUGAUUGAUGCUGCUAUUUUCUUGUAAACUGUAAUAUUCAUUAUUAAAAACACAAUGAACACACGUUACCAAGUUUUUGAAUUUUCAGUUGAAGGAAGGCAAGUGGAAGAAGUUGUUGCUUCAGUAUUUCAUACACUUCUUUUUCAUAGAACAUUAGGAAAGUGUCAUUUUAAAAAUGAAGGAAAUAAUUAUACAGUGAGCACUAUGCAUUUUGAAGAUGUUACAUGUGAUUUUGUGGACUUCACAUAUGUUAGGUGUGCAUCUGAUGAAUUAAACAAGUAUGUUUCACAAGAAAUAAAAUCUUUCUCUACAGCUUUGAGAAGUCAAGAAGGUCCUUACAGUGGUCAGAUAUCCUUGGAGUUUUAUCAGAAAAAACGCCCAUGGUAUAUUGCUCCUGAAGUUAUAUCUGCUUGGGAAGUUUGGACUGUAAAAAUUAAUGUUAUAACUUUGCCAAAUGAACAUGAGAGACAAGUGUAUAGGGAAAAGAUGGGUGAUGUACUGGCUGAAAAAAUUUUUGAUAUAGUGUCUGCAAUGAACAAAUAUGACUAUGUACCAAAAAUUCCUGAUCAAGCUAAUGUUAAUUUAUAUUUUGAUACAUCUUAUCGUGAUGUCCAGCCUUAUUUAUUUAAAAUUGAACACAAAACAUCUGGGCCAACAAAUCCAUCUGUUGGAGAUGCUGUUCGUAGGCUAAUAAAAGAUACAUUAGCGCUUUGAGAUUUAUUUGGAUCCUUUUUAGUUUAUCAGUGUAUCUGAAGCAAAAUCAAAAUAUUUGUUAAUGAAGCUUGAAAAGGUUCAGGAUGCCAAAUCACAAACGUGGUUUUCUUUGAGCCAAAUUGAUUGGCAGUACUCAUGCAAUGAUUUUAUUGUUCCUAUUUUUAUUCUCCACAUAGAUUUAAGUAAUUGGAAGUAAAAUAUCUAAAGUCAAUUUUUCUAUGUUUUUUUAAAUACCUUUUUAACUUUUAAGACUUCAUGAAUAAAACUUUCAUCAUUAUGUUAAUUUUUGUGUCUUUUAUGAUUGUACGAAAUUGCAUGGAAAUAAUAAUUCUAAGAAUGUUAUCCUUCUACGAUUUGGACAAUAGUAAUUUUAUUUCAUUUAUUACAUUAAGACUGUUUAUGAAAUGCAUUGAUUUUUUAAUAGGGGCCAAUUAAAUGUGCAUAGUUGAUGGUUUGUAACAAAAAUAUAAAUUAUUUAUUAAUUUGUAAUUCUUGUAUAAUGAUGGCAGUAUCAAUAUUUGUGUGGUAUGGAGAAAAAUUUGGAAGUUGUUUAUGUUUACAGUUUUCUGUAUGCAACAAAUUAAUGGUACUUAUAUAUAUAUAUAUUUGAAUAUGUAAAGAAUGAACAUGGUUUAAAACAAUAUAUGUUUCUAAAAAUACUUAAAUAAAUUGCCAAUAUUGAUGAAAUUGCUCUUUUUUAAGUUCUGUGAACUGACAAUAGACAGAAGUUCAGAAAUACUUAAAUUCAUGAUACUUAAAAAAAAAUAAAUCACAAUUAGCUUUAAGUGAAAUACUUCAGUAUAGAUUAUAUAAGAGAUCUGUACUGAGGCUCCAAUUUUACGACAGAAUAUUCAUUGUGAGGCAUCUUAUGAUUUGUAUCAUUACCUGCAUAUUAGCCAUUUUAUUGAGAAUUACUAUUUUACUUGUAAACAAAUCUAGAUAAUUACAAUUAGUAACUUACUUAGUUUUUAAAACUAUUUGUCUAAGAUUUGAUAGUUAAAAUAACUUAUAAGGUGCAAUUUUAGAAUUUAUAUUGUGAAUAUUCAUGAGUUGCUAUUGGUGAGACAGUUGAUAGCUUUACCUUAUUAUUCUUUAGUAUUUGAGUUCAAAUUUCAGCAUGUAACUAGAAUAAACACAUCCUUAAAUACAUUUGAAAAUAGGCAUGUCAUAUUUCAGAUUGAUAUACAAUAUUUCGUUCUUGCUGAUGAUAAAUACAGAAAAUAAUCCUGAUAUUAUUAUAAUUAAAAUAAUUAUCCAAAUGAGUUUGUUUAUUAAAAUUAAAAUUUUAAGGUAUUUUUGUUUUCUCCUAUUUUUAAUAUAUAUUUAUUUUUAAAUGGAAAAUUUUAUUCUCUUACCAUAAAUUAAGAAUAAUUAAAAUCGAUUCUAAUGUUAGAUAGUUUAUUUUUAUUUAAUUUAAUAAUUUCAUCUAUAAUAAAAGAAAUUAUAAAUUCUAAUGAUUUUUUUCUCAAAAAUAUUUUAUCAGUUCUUUCAUAUUAGCUAUUUGAAACAUGGUAGAAAGGAAAGGGAUGCUUUAUCUGUUCAUCUCUCAAUAGAUAUAGCUUAAAAAAUAUAAUAAAAGUAAUAUUUAUUUAAAUGAAUGACAAAUUUUCCAUAUUAUGUCCUAAAACUAAACAUAAUAUUUAUUUUUUCCUUUUAUGUAUUUCAAAUUCUGAAAUAAUUUAAAAAAAAAAUACUUAACAGAGUUUCUAUUAAAAAAGUCUUUUUUAAAGUUUUAAUGCUUUGCUUUAUGAAAUCUUCAAUAGGGAGAAUAAUAUGUGAUAAAUAAUGUGUUUAUGUAUAUGGUGCAUUGUCAGAACAAUUUUUGUAUUUGUAAUACUUUUUAAAUGUAUGUGCAUUUUUUUCUUUGUAAAUGUUUUUUUAUUAAAUUUAAAAAUUCCCAUUUAAGUAUCUAUUGUAAAUAUAGCCUGCAUAUUAUGUAUAUUGUUUUUGUUUAAAAUUUUCUGAUACUAAGGAAUAGUAGCUACAGAGCUAAUUAAAUAUCUGUAUUUAUUUUUAUUCAAAGCUUUGCAGUAUAAGGAAUAAGAAUUUUGACAUAAAACAGGACUUUGAAAACAGCAGACUGCCACUAAGUCAUAUGGAUAAAUUUUUGAGGCAUAAGUUUUCUAAUUAAUUAAAUUUAAAAAAAUGGGAAGGGGGCACCUGUUUAUGAAAAUACUUUUAUAUUAAUGAUUAAAAAUUAUUGAAGAAAUUGUUUCCAAUUGUUUUAAGUAGUUAUUUUAUCUUUUGUUAAUUAUUGUUAGACUUGUAUAUUUUAUUCUUUUUUUUAACCUAAAUAUUAUAUGCUUGAGAAUUUUUAAAAACUGAAAACAAAAUUCUAGAAUGGAAAAAUAUAAUGCCAUCCUGUAUGUGGGGGAUUACAUAUCUUACUAAUGAAUGAGUUCAAACAUUUAAAGAUCAAAUAAAAAUUAAUAUUAAACAUUAAAAAACAUGAAUUUUAUUUUAACAGAUGUAUUAGCUAUGUCAUUAGAAAGAUAUUAUGAACAUUAAUAAAAUAAUGUUGUUCCUAUUGCUUUGCAAACUGUCUCCUCCUCUUCCGUUAGACGAAUGAAAGUAGAAAGGAGUGUUAACUGUCUGUAUAUCAUAUUUGAAUUUGUUCAUUUUCAAAUGUCUUGCAUCAUUUUCAUUGUAUUGAAUAUGUAUGAUAAAAUAGUUUAAAUAAAAUUUUUACUAUUCUGUGUAAUAA
Argiope bruennichi is the source of this 3475-nucleotide messenger RNA. It is a transcript of the gene Atg101, whose product is annotated as autophagy-related protein 101-like. Gene Ontology annotation, cellular component: phagophore assembly site. The transcript is spliced from 8 exons. Gene Ontology annotation, biological process: autophagosome assembly; autophagy. Lineage: Eukaryota; Metazoa; Arthropoda; Arachnida; Araneae; Araneidae. The record is from RefSeq and is a predicted model, not a curated record. The coding region runs from base 112 to 771 and encodes 219 amino acids.